Messenger RNA from Malassezia pachydermatis, 4248 nucleotides. Its product is annotated as csr1-phosphatidylinositol transfer protein. Bases 1 to 4248 code for a protein of 1415 amino acids. The transcript has a single exon. Lineage: Eukaryota; Fungi; Basidiomycota; Malasseziomycetes; Malasseziales; Malasseziaceae. Gene Ontology annotation, cellular component: cytosol; nucleus; mitochondrial outer membrane. Gene Ontology annotation, molecular function: protein binding. The record is from RefSeq and is a predicted model, not a curated record.
AUGUCGGCGAUCACCAAUGAUCUUGGAGAGCAAGUACCAGAGGGAUACAGCGGAAACCUCAAGCCUGAGCAGGAAAAGUCGUUGAAGGAGCUGUGGAGACGCCUGUUCACGGUAUUUGAGACCAAUGUAGAACGAUCAGAAGAGUUGGAACGCCAAGGCGGUCCCAAAGCAGCACAAACAGGCAAUGAGUUGGCCUCUAAUACCACAAGCAAAGAAGAUGCAAAAAAGCCCAAAGACGAUGCCAAGAAGGCGCAAGAACUCAAGUCUGUUGACGAGGCACUCAACAAGUAUGGUGGUAAAUACCUUCACCAGGCCAUGUGGGAUGCAACCAAGAUGGACUCGCCAGACCAAUUGCUGCUGCGUUUCCUGCGUGCGCGAAACUUUGAUGUGGAUCGCGCACUGGGUAUGGCCAUCGCUGCUAUUCAGUUCCGGCUGGAUGUCAAUGUGGAAGAGCUGCUAUUUAAGGGCGAAGAAGGCCUGAAAGACGUGCCUGGGUUUUUGAACCAGUUCCGUCGUGGUAUUUCCUACAUUGAGGGUAACACGGACAAGAACGAGCUGCCCAUUUACUUUAUUCACGUCGCACGCCACUUCACAAACGCUCAAAAAAUUGAAGUUCUGCAGCAGUUCGUCGUCCUGGCCAUGGAGAACGCCCGUAUGCUGUGCACAUCACCGAUCGAGAAGGUUGUGAUUGUGUUCGAUAUGGAAGGGUUCGGACUGAAAAACAUGGACUGGCAGUGUGUGCUCUUCAUUGUCAAGUGCUUGGAAGCAUUUUAUCCUGAAUCCUUGCAGCGCGUGUAUGUGCAUGGCGCGCCCUGGCUCUUCAAGGGUAUCUGGGCAGCGUUGCAACCGUUGCUGGACCCCAACGUGCAAGCCAAAAUUAAGUUUAGCAACAAGGCGCAUGAGUUGGAAGAAUAUGUGCCCAAGUCACGCUUCCGUAAGGGUAUGGGCGGUACGCUGGAUUGGGAUUGGUCGUAUCCGGAGCCACAAGCAGGCGAAAACGUAAUGCUACAGGACGUUGAGACGAAACACCAAAUUCUCGACGAGUAUAAAGACCUGCAGGAGCAGUACGAAGAGGUAACCCUGGAAUGGCUCAACGGCAGUGAAGAGGCGGCCGACCGCCGCAAAGUGCUGCACAAGCAACUGCGUCUCAAGUAUUACCAGCUCGCGCCCUAUGUCCGAGCCGUGAAUGUGUACCAACGCACAAAGGUCCUACGCAACGACUUCACUGUGGAAUGGACCUACCCGCAAUUGGACGGCUCCGUCGAGAAACAGACAGUCAAUGACCGACACAAUGUACCGGCGCUGAUUCAAUGGCUGCGCGACCACGGGGAGGAUACACUGGAGGAGUCGGUGGGUGGUACCAAGAGCCCUGCGGCGUUGGCUCCUGCGGCCUGUAUGCCGGCCGAAGCCAAGAAUGCCACGCCCCCAUCGCGGCCGUCAAAGAAAAAGGCUUCGAUGUCAGGUAAGGCUGUAGCAGGUGCGGCAGGAGCAGGGGCUGUAGCCGCUGGCGCCGCAAGCAAUGCCCGAAAGGGGUCUCGAAAACCGGCUCCGAUAAUUGACGGUGACUCAGCGUCUGCUUCGGCACCAACAGAAGAUCAUGCCACGCAACCGCAUCGUCGGCGUGGUCAUCCUAGGCACCGUAAACACCGCAAGAAACGAACGAGCGCCGCAGCCGGUGCGGCGGCAGGUGGCGUGAGUAUCCCAAGGGCAGCUGAGCACCAUGAUGAGCCGGAAGAGCAUGAUGACUUCACGCACGACGAGUUGGAACAUGAGGACCUCGCACAUGAGGACCUUUCUCAUGAUGAGCUUACACAUGAUGAUGUUACGCAUGACGACAUUAGCCACGACGACAUCAGCCACGACGACAUCAAUCACGACGACAUCAAUCACGACGCUGAAGAGCAUGAUGCUUCGCACGAGGGGGGUAUCGCGGCCGGUGUCGCAGCCGGUGUGUCCUCGGCAGUCGCCGGCGGUGCCGCCAUGUUGGGCCUUUCAUCGCGAAGGGAAUCAGCAGACACGCAGUUUGAGUCAGCCGAUGAGUUCCUGGACGACGAUGACGAGGACUGGGGUGAAGUGGAGGAAGAGCGGCAUGCCGUGGAGCACGACUAUGCAGAAGACUUCGACUUGGACGACGAUGAGCAAUCCAUGUUGAGUGAUGACGAGCAUGAUGCCUCGAUUCCGGAUACGGUGAUUGCGCCGAGCUAUGUGAACGGCAAAGCCUCGCUUGCAGAGUGCCAGCAAACGGAAGCAGAGCUGCGGGCUGAUCUUGAAGCGGCGCAUGAAGCUAUGCAGCUGUUCCUCAACUCGGACAUGCAGCGUGCGGAAGAGAUGUGCAUGCAAGGUGCCCAGACGCGCCUGUAUCGUGCCGCAGGUAUGGGCGUGAUUAACACGGUCAAGAGUCUGAUGACGUUUGAUCCAGAGGAUAUGCAGAUUGCCAUGAAAUGCUGCAAACACACGCGUGAUAUCGCCAGUGUGCUGCGCAAGAAAAAGCGCAAGCUGUCCAAUUUGCUGCCGGGAAAGAACGACACGGCCAGCAUGACAUUGCUGCAGCAACAUGCCGAGCUCGUGUAUGCUGAGUCUGUGUUGUGCAAGGCGAUUGUCGGUAUCCUCUACUCGGGUGACACAGUGGGGCUUGUUCGUGAGGCUAUGGGGCUGCGUACAGCAUACAUUGUGCUGCGUGAUCUCCUGAAGAUGGUCGAGAGCGCGGAUCAUGCUGCGGAGAAGGCGAAUCGAAGUGGCCAGCCGUCGUCGCGGACCAUUGAUGAGGACCUGCGUUCGGGUGUGUACUUUGGCAUGGGCAGCUGCAUGCUAGUCCUCUCGCUUCUGGAGCCACGAAUGCUCAAGUUUAUGGAAGGUGUUGGGUUCGUCGGCGAUCGCCGCAAAGCCAUGGAGCUCUUUGAGCGUGCUGGUGGAUGGUCGCGCCAGCGUCGUGAGCCGGCGUUGUCGGCCUCGCAGGAAGGUGUGCGUCGCCCCUUGUGCGAUUUGGCCAUUUUGAUCUACCACCUGGUCAUCUCGGCGAAUGUGCCUGUGCCCGAUGUGGACUUGGCGUUUGCCGAUCGCGUACUCUCGUGGAACUUGCAUCGGUUCCCUCAGGGCACGUUCUACUUGUUCUUCUCGGCCAUGCUGUACUCAUCCCAGGCGCUCCCGGAAAAGGCCAUUGAGUGCUACCGCACAGCCAUUGAGGCACAGCGGGAGUACAAGCAGCUGCAUCACCUGUGCUACUGGAAACUGUCGCUGACGUAUCUGACUACGUGUGACUAUGACCAGGCGUAUGAGUGCUACGAUGUGCUCUCGCGAGAAUCCAAUUGGUCAAAAGCCAUUUACCAGUACGCCAAAGCGGCCAUGCUGUACGAGUCGUCGCCGAUGCGGCGUGGUCAGGCGGAGGCGAUCAUAAGCACCGUCCCAAAGCUGGUGAAAAAGAUGGCAGGCCGUCACUUGCCGUUCGAGCGCUUCGUGACGUUGAAGGCUGCGUCCUUCUCGCGCUUGUCUAUGUACGGCCUCCCUGCGAUGGAGUUUUCGUACCUCUGGCACUGCCUGGCGCAGGCGCCCGUAUUCAUGCUCGUAUCGGAGCAGUUGAGCCGCAUUGAUCAUAUCAUUGAUGCGCUCGAGCAGUACGACUCACCUGCCUCGUUUGCCGGUGGCGCUAGCGACUUUUUCAGCGUGUAUUGCCUCGCAUUCUUCCUGCGCGGCGUCGCGCUCCGCUACAUCGCCUUCCCUGAAAAGUUCUCGGUGGUUCGUCCUCCGACCGGACACAAACUGAACCUCGCUGAGGUGGCCGAAGAUGCUGUGCACUCGUUCGAAAAAGUGUUCGAGCACGCAGAGCAUCUCGAUGCCGUGGAUCGCUACAUUGUGUACUUUGCUCACUACGAGUUGGGAAGUCUGUACGCUGCGCAGGGCGACGUAGCGAAGGCGCGGCAUGAGCUCGAAUUGGUCCGUUCACGCAAGCCCCUCGUGGCACAGGACGCAGGACGGUUCCGGUCCGGCAAAGCGGCGUACCCGCUCUCGCACGUAUGCCAAAUGCGGGCCAGUGUCGUUUUGGAGACGCUAGGCCAAGGCCCCACCGCGUCGUCUUCCCGGGCAACGCCGACGCGUACCCUCACCCAACGUUUGCGUGGUGGCAUGUCAGUCCCAUCGCCGGCCAACGGUGCACAAGCGAAGUCGGCGGCGGUUCCCGCCGCGCCAGGGGGCUCAUCGUCGAGCAACACAGAUAGCGGACGUCUUGCGCGCCUGAGCCGCUUGAUUUCCUAA